ACUUUUAUUUGCCAAGUUGUUUUUUUUAGAAGUUGUUUAAUUUCCAUGUAAGAGUUGAUGAUAGGAUGUGUCUGGAUUCCAGUUCCAUAGUUCAUCAACAAUCUUUCUCAGAUUUUCAAUCAUAAUGAGAAAGUAUGGCUUCAAACUAAUACCUGUGUCUAAGCUGCUCAAUUCUUUGUUACCACUGAGCAUCUAUCACUUUCUAUACUAGUGCAAACGGAAAAUUUGUCAUUCAGCCCCAUUUCAAUUCGACUAUCCUCUUUGGUUCCCUUCUUUAAGGUCUAAAUUAAGAAAAGGAUCAAAUAUAGGAGCAGAGAAUUUUAGAGUUGGAGCAUAAAGUGCCAGCUUGUAUGGAGCAAUAAAGGCAAAAGACAAGACCCUGCUCUGAAGGACCUCUAAGGAGGAGACAACAUAAAAACAACUUGGUACCAAUAAGCUAUUUCAGGAGGAAUAGGAGAUAAUCAACAGAGAGAAGACACUAAAAUUAAGGAGUAGGGAAAGCUUCUGUGGAAGGUGUUAUUAUUUCGAGUGUGCGCAUACCUUGAGAAGAAUUGUUGCAUUGAGCCUGGAACCAAAAAGACGGAACCUGCAGGUGGCCUCUGAGAUACCAGAAGUCCAUGGAGGAAAACCAAAGGCAUCCAGCUGAAAGAAAGUCUGCCCAGAAAAAGGACAAUGCAGAUGUGUCUGGCACCAUCCACAAUACAGCACAGAGGCCAGACACCAGAAAAAACAGCAGAUGAGCUAGAAAGUCCUAGGGAUCCCCAUGGCUGCUUCCUUGGGUUCCCAGAGACAGAAACGAAGGGAAUUGGAUGCACGGCGAAGUAAGUGCAGAAUCAGGCUAGGUGGCCACAUGGAACAAUGGUGUCUUCUCAAGAAGCAGCUCGGUUUCUCCCUGCACUCCCAACUUGCCAAGUUCCUGCUUGAUAGGUACAAUUCUCCAGGCUGCGUGCUCUGUGCAGGCCCUGAGCCAUCCAUUCCACAGGGUCUCCAGUAUCUGGUAUUCUUGUCCCAUGCCCACAGCCGUGAAUGCAGCCUGGUACCAGGGCUUCGGGGACCAGGAAGCACAGAAGCAGGGCUUGUAUGGGAGUGUUCAGCUGGUCAUACCUUUUCCUGGGACCCCUCCUCUGGCCCUGCACCCCAAGGUUCCAGUCCUUCUUAUAUCCAACAUUCAGCACUAAGGAAUUGGUGGACCAAGUCAGGGAGCUGGCAAGAACAUGAAGCCCAGGUAACUGAGCACUACGAUGGGACCCAAGAGUCUGGGAUACCCAGGGGGGUGGCACCCCUACCUGAGACUACCCUGCCCCACGGAGAAGAAGAAGAAGAAGUAGAGGAAGACGUGGAUGAUGAAGAUGAUGUCAGUGAUGUCAGCCCCUGGACCUACAGCCCCUCUCCGGAUUGCAGUGAAUUAGGUGCAUCUAGUCCCCUUCCAUCUCACCUCCCUCCACUCAAAGAAGAAACAACACCUCCAUCCUCAAGCUCUCCUCAUGCUGAUUCAUCAGAAACUGGGACACCCCAUCCUGAAGAAGAGAGAGACCAGCCUGAGCUAGAUAGAAUACCCCAACUGAGCCAAGAAAACAAGACCGGACCCAGCAGACGAAGACGACAAGGCCCUCCUCCCAUGCCUCUGGAUGAGGACAUAGCACAGAUUGGUCCCAAGAGGAUCAGAAAGGCUGCUAAAAGAGAGCUCCUUCCUUGUGAUUUUCCUGGCUGUGGGAAGAUCUUCUCCAACCGACAAUACUUAAAUCACCAUAAAAAGUACCAGCAUAUCCAUCAGAAAUCCUUCUCCUGCCCAGAGCCAAGCUGUGGAAAGUCCUUCAACUUUAAGAAGCAUCUGAAGGAACAUGUGAAACUGCAUAGUGAUACUCGAGACUACAUUUGUGAGUUUUGUGCUCGCUCCUUUAGAACCAGCAGCAACCUUAUCAUCCACCGUCGUAUCCAUACUGGGGAAAAGCCAUUACAGUGUGAGAUCUGUGGCUUCACCUGCCGCCAGAAAGCCUCCCUCAACUGGCAUCGGCGCAAGCAUGAGGAGGCAGCAGCAGCUUUCCAAUAUCCCUGUGAGUUCUGUGGCAAACGAUUUGAGAAGCCUGACAAUGUUAUUGCCCACUGCAGCAAAAGCCACCCUGUCCCUCGUCCUGGCCCUGACUCAAGUCCUACUCUCUCAGAGCCCCACACUUCACCCACUAUCUCUAGUUCCACCCCUACCAUCUCAGAAUCUAGCCUUUCAUGAGUCCCAGAAAUCUACUGCCCUGGAUUCCAGCCCUUCCUUAAAGAUCCAGAGGAAUUAGACAUCAAGAUGUUAGGAAACAAAUUGUAAAGUGGCAUGGGGGAAGGUAGGAGGCCCUUCAGGGUGAUGGUGUCACCCAAGUGGCCACUCAUAUCUUUAAGAGGAGCCAGAGGACGGGAUUGCCUUGUUUCUUACUGCUAAGAAUACAAUAAAAUGAUUAUUUUACACA
Messenger RNA from Monodelphis domestica (gray short-tailed opossum), 2453 nucleotides. Lineage: Eukaryota; Metazoa; Chordata; Mammalia; Didelphimorphia; Didelphidae. The record is from RefSeq and is a predicted model, not a curated record.